Seriola dumerili (greater amberjack) is the source of this 2529-nucleotide messenger RNA. It is a transcript of the gene cbsb, whose product is annotated as cystathionine beta-synthase-like. Gene Ontology annotation, cellular component: cytoplasm. The record is from RefSeq and is a predicted model, not a curated record. The transcript has 15 exons. Gene Ontology annotation, molecular function: cystathionine beta-synthase activity; cysteine synthase activity. Bases 61 to 1857 code for a protein of 598 amino acids. Lineage: Eukaryota; Metazoa; Chordata; Actinopteri; Carangiformes; Carangidae.
UGUUGGUGGAGGCUCAGUGACACGCAGCUGCUGGUGUCUUCUCUGAAGUACAGGUGAGCCAUGCCUUUUGUUUCUGGAAGUAAAUCUUCGGAAGGUGUUCCCACGCCUUGCCCACAUGCAGCUGACCCAGAUGCCACUUGGGGUCAAAAGUCCUCCGGUGUGAAUGGGGAUGCCACAACUGUCACCAGUGGUGACAGGUUAUAUGCAAAUGAAGAACAGGGCUGUCUCAAAGUUCCAGAUGAAUCAUACCAUGAAAGUGGGAAAACCAGUGAGAGUGAGAUGGAGAACAGAGGAGUGACUGCCGAUCGGAGGAACUGGAUCCGUCCUGAUUUGCCUAGCAGGUGUACCUGGAGGCUGGGUGCGCCAAUUUCUGAGUCACCUCACUGUCACCCAGAACGCACCGGGACUCCCAGCAUCCUCCCCAACAUCCUCGGGAAAAUUGGACACACACCGCUGGUUCGUUUGAACAAAAUCCCAAAGGAGUUUGGACUCAAGUGCGACAUUUUGGCCAAGUGUGAGUUCUUCAAUGCAGGAGGCAGCGUGAAAGACAGGAUCGCCCUGCGGAUGUUGGAGGAUGCCGAGAGAGCCGGGAUCCUCAAACCAGGAGACACAAUCAUCGAGCCCACCUCUGGAAACACAGGUAUUGGCCUCGCCCUCACAGCUGCGGUGAAAGGCUAUCACUGCAUUAUCACCAUGCCUGAGAAGAUGAGCAUGGAAAAGGUGGAUGUGUUGCGAGCUCUCGGGGCAGAAAUUGUGCGCACACCUACAUCUGCAGCUUUCGAUUCACCAGAAUCUCACGUAGGUGCCGCGUGGCGUCUAAAGAAUGAGAUCCCCAACUCCCACGUCCUCGACCAGUACCGCAAUCCCAGCAACCCCUUGGCUCACUAUGACACCACAGCUGAGGAGAUACUGGAGCAGUGCGAUGGUAAAUUGGACAUGUUGGUGGCUGGAGCUGGCACAGGUGGUACACUCACAGGUGUUGCUCGGAAGUUGAAGGAGAGGUGUCCCAACGUCAAGAUAGUCGGUGUGGACCCUGAAGGCUCCAUUCUGGUUGAAUCAAAGGAGAAGAAUGAAACAAAGGUUAUGUAUGAAGUGGAGGGCAUUGGAUAUGACUUCAUCCCCACAGUUUUGGACAGAUGUGUUGUUGACAUGUGGUAUAAAUCAAGCGAUAUGGAGACGUUCACCAUGUCACACAAGCUGAUCAGAGAGGAGGGUCUUCUGUGUGGCGGCAGCUCUGGUUCAGCCAUGGCAGCAGCAGUGAAGAUUGCUCAGCAGCUUGAGGAGGGACAGCGCUGUGUGGUCAUUCUGGCCGACUCCAUCCGCAACUACAUGUCCAAAUUCCUGCGUGAUGAGUGGAUGUAUGAGAAGGGGUUCCUCAGCCUGGAGGCUCCGAUGGACCUCAAACCCUGGUGGUGGAGCCUGACUGUCCAGAGUCUACACCUGUCUGCCCCCAUCACUGUCCUACCAUGUGUGUCCUGCCAGAAAACCAUUGAGAUCCUGAAGGAGAAAGCAUUCGACCAGGCCCCAGUCGUCGCUGAGUCGGGUGUGAUCCUGGGGGUGGUGACCAUGCAAACCAUACUGUCCUCUGUGUCAGCUGGGAAGGUAAAACCCUCAGACGCUGUCAGCCAAGUGUUCUGCAAGACUUUCAAACAGGUGCACCUGACGGACAGCUUGGGCAAGUUGUCCCGUAUCCUCGAAACAGACAACAUUGCCCUGGUGGUGCAUGAUCACACCCAGUAUGAGGCUGAUGGGUCAGCCUCCCAGAGGCAGAUCCUGUUUGGUGUUGUGACAGCGAUUGACCUCCUAAGUUACAUCACCACACAUGAGAGUCAGGAUCUGUGCCCAUUUCCUGUUUAAGACGAGAUCCAUACCACCUGCUUACUAAGAGGCAGCACAUGAUCACCUGUGGUCUAAAUCGUUUAUUUUCAUGGUUUUACAGUUGUUAUUUUCUUUUCCCCAUCUGUUUUCCCAUCUUUAGUUCCACAUAAGCAGUUGGCGCUAUGUAGUUUCAAUAUAUCAUGCUCUUAAAUCAAAUGUAAAGGAUAAGGCAGGUGAGAGUCUGUAUUUUUAUUUUAUAUUUUUCUCAUUGUCUGCUAAUCCAAUGAAAAUACCAAAAAAAACAACAAAAACACAUCCCAGUGUUGCACUGGCCAAUAUGCUCCUCCAUUAUGAUUGACAUGAGAACUGUUGUUGCAAUGUUGUUGUAAAGACUCACUGGUGCGCCAAAUGUGUAUGAAUCUGCAGCUGAAAAUAGUCCUCAGCAAAUGCACUAGUCACUCCUGUUUGAGUAGAAUUUGUUAAAAAUUAGAGAGCCGAGCUGAUAUAGGAAAUUAUUUAAUUUGUUUAAAAAGAAAAAAAAACAUAUGUUUAGAAUCUGUUAAGGUUUACAUCUUCAGUGAGAACACAUGGACUUGGGCCAUAGGUACAGGGUAGGGAUGUCAGACAGCAAGCACACUCUUGGUUUAGGUUUUUCCUGGAUGUGCAGGCAUUAAGGAACAUAUAAAAACAGGUCUGGUUUAUCCUUUAAUA